UGCUGCGCUGUGUGGUUUUAAUGGUUUUAAUGGUUUUAAUUGGAUUAGGCCAUCUCCCACGCUGACACGUUCCCUCCUCUUAAUGGGGUGUUAUCGACAAAACCAGAACGUAUACGUCCACUCGCCUGUGACGUCUGAUUGGUCAGGGUGGCUUCCUCAGUCGUGAAUGGAGUGGAGUCGAUGAAGUUCUCUUCUAAUCGACAACCAGGCCUGGAGAAGUUAGGAAACGGUGGGCAGCUUCGCAUCGUACUUCUGUGACACGAUGAAGAGCAAUCAGAAACGUUGCCUCCUCUGUGACGACACCACAACUACAGGGACCUGAGUAGCAACUACAUGGAGGCCUUGUGGAUGGUCUCGGUCACCUUCUUGUCCAUCGGGUACAGAGACGUGGUGCCUCACACCGACUGUGGCCGCAGCAUCUGUCUCUUCACUGGGAUAAUGGGCGCUGGCUGCACCGUGCCGGUGGUGGCGGUGGUGGCCAGGAAGCUGGAGUUGACCAGAGCAGAGAAACACGUUCACAACUUCAUGAUGGACUCGCACAUCUCCAAGAGGCUAAAAAUGUCCGCAGCCAAUGUGGUGAGAGAGACGUGGCUCAUCUACAAACACACGAGGCUGUCGAGAGAGAGAGACCACGGCCGGGUCUGCAUGCAUAAACGGAAGCUGCUCCUGGCCAUCCACCGGCGAGACGCUCAGCCCAACAUGAAGCGGCUUGUCUCUUUAUUUGCUUCAUGUGCUGCUGCGCCAGGUGAAGAUGGAGAAGAGGAUCCUGACAGACCAGGGCAACACACUGCUGGACCUCGGCAAGAUGCAAACCGUUAUGUACGACGUGCUGACGGAGGUGCAGGGCUGCAGGGGGGAGCUGGACUCACACAUCCACAGCCUGGAGAAGCACGUGGAGGAGUUCAGGGAGGGCUUCAGGAGCCUGAUGCCGCUCCUGUCCACGCAGAACUCUUCCAUCCGCCACCUGCUCAGGGAGAGGGAGGUGAAGACGGAGGCCGCUGGUGCGCGCGCAGACAGGGAGAAAGAGGCGGAGGAAGGCGACGGAGGAGAAACGAAGACGUCUAACGUUCUCCUGGGGGAGUUAUCUGCCUUUAGUGUAGCUGGAGGAAGGAUGUUGGGACUCUGACAGGCGCCUCACAGAUAUGAUGACAUCAUGAGGGCUGAGUAUGUACAUUGUAUUAAAAGAAAUAUUUAGCACCAAUUUAUGUAGCAAAAAUACCAUAAAACCAACAUUUUGGAAAGUUCUUAUGACGCUUUUUACAUUUAUUUAUGGUAGUAAAAUCACCACCAAACGGUGAGCAAUGACUUGGAGGACAAUUUGAUUUGCAUUAUUUCUUGGUGUUAUGUACGUAAAUUUAUUAUUUUGGGGCUAUUGAAAUAAAGAUAAAACAUGUGAUGGCCAUUUUUCAGUUUUAUUGACACUGUUAGCCCUAAUUAAUACAUUAACAGUUUAGAAGAACUGGUAUCACUUCAUUUUAGUGAGACACUUUACGCGUAAAAAGAACUACACAUUCCUCUUAUAAUGUAAAGAAAAUACACUGAAGUAUAGUUAAGUGUGUAAUAUUAAAAUGUAGUCUGACAGAAUGAGGCAGUUAAUCGGUAGAACUUUCGAAUAAAAAUGAUCAAAUCUGUUUUUGUAUUACAUGUUUGACAGUAUAGAAAUCCCUUCGUAUCGGAAACUAACCACAAACAAACCAAAAUGAACAUGAACAGUGGAUCUCGAGUCUGAAAUAAGUUUAAAUGAUUAAAAUAAAGCUAUCCGAAUCGUCAAAACAAACUUUCUUCCUGAAACUAACAGCUAGUUUGUGUUUGAGUCAGAAACAGUCCCCAGCAGGGCGCUGCAUCUGUAAAACAUAACUCCUUCAGUUCAGGGGUUCGUUUUCCAACUGCAGUGGAACCAAAACUUAAAGAAACAGACAACCUUUGAAACAGUCUUACAUUUUUAUAUAUUACUCAAAAAUGCAGUUAAGCUCUGGUCUGCUCUCGAUUACUGAAAACCUUUAGUACCAUCAUUAUACUUCAGCAUCGUGUAUCUUCUAUAUUGAACCUUCAGCCCAGUGUUCCUAAAACUUUUAUAUUGUAUUUAUGAAGCAUCAACAAUGUAAUGUCUUAGUGCAAGAUAAACAUGGCAUUUUUCACUUCCUUCACAAUGCGUUAGAAGUGACAAAGAGAAAAUAUUCCGAGUAAUUAAUACAAAUAAGUCUCAGCCUUAUUAAAACUCAGAAUAUACACCAGGACAUGUUUUGGGUAAUUAUUAUCACUCCCUCGUCACAGGAGUAGUUUUACCAAUUUAUGGUCCACUUCUUUCUGACCUGGGACUAGAAAUGCAUUCAUGAAAGUACAAUUUGGUUUUAUAUUAAGAUUUAAUCCAACAGAAUUAUGAAGACCCCCUCUAGUACUUUCUACUAGAAAUGAUAAAACAAAAUUAGUUUGCAUUCAAUGUCUCAGGACAGUAAAUAAAUCCCUCCACUCAAACAGGAAACUAAAGCGCCACAAACCGUUUCUUUAGCCAAAAAAACAUUUUAUUAGAGAGACAGGGUUGGAGGGUGGAGUUACAGCAACGACCGAUCUGUGAACGGGAACAGUGGAAACCCUUCUGCCGUCUCGUUGGUCUGCAGGUCUCGUUCAGAUCAGACCACUGGGUCCACACGGCGCUGAUAUCCACCGGUCCAUCCCUCCUCUCC
Molecule: messenger RNA, 2684 nt
Organism: Pseudoliparis swirei
Lineage: Eukaryota; Metazoa; Chordata; Actinopteri; Perciformes; Liparidae
Product: small conductance calcium-activated potassium channel protein 1-like
Exons: 6
Coding region: 334-1065 (243 amino acids)
Biological process (GO): potassium ion transmembrane transport
Cellular component (GO): neuronal cell body; neuron projection; plasma membrane
Molecular function (GO): small conductance calcium-activated potassium channel activity; calmodulin binding
Source: RefSeq, a predicted model, not a curated record